Molecule: messenger RNA, 1236 nt
Organism: Lodderomyces orthopsilosis Co 90-125
Lineage: Eukaryota; Fungi; Ascomycota; Pichiomycetes; Serinales; Debaryomycetaceae
Product: putative methyltransferase
Exons: 1
Coding region: 1-1236 (411 amino acids)
Source: RefSeq, a predicted model, not a curated record
AUGGUGAAAAGGAAAGCAGAAAGUGCUUCAUCGGAACCUAAACCUACAAAAAAACCAACAAAACACCAAUCCACACCUUCGGUUUCCAUAUGUAUACCAUCAAGUGUGAUAUCAUACAAGAAUGCAUAUAAUUUACAACAAAAAACCAUGAUUGCGUAUCAAAUUGCUAAAGCUAGUUUGAUUUAUGACGUUUCUGAAAUUAUUGUGUUGAAAGAGCUGCCAAUUAAACAUGAAAAGGAAGAGGAAAAGGAAAAGCAUGGUAAUGGAGGUGGGAAGAAGGAAGCUAUGUCAGCUGUUGGAAAGAAGGUUGUUUUCAAUGAAGACAAUGAGAAUGGUGCCAGUUCCUCGUUGCAACCCGUUCCUCUGACUGACACCAAACCAAAAGAAGAAACCCCCAGUGAAGCAGUUAACAAUGAUGCCAACGAAAAUGAUGAUGCAUUAUUAUUGGCUAGUCUAUUACAAUUUUUCAUCACGCCUCCCUACUUAAUCAAAACCAUGUUUUUGCCUCGAUUAAACCCCAAAUUCACAUCCAUUUUAUCUAAAUUCAAAUAUGCUUUUAAACUACCCAAAAUACCUAAUUUGCCCUUUAUGCAAAAUAACAACGUUUAUGAACAUUUUAAAGAAGGGAUAAUUAUACCACGAGAAACUCCUAAAAUCAAAUCUAAAACCGAUAAAAGCAAGCUAGUGCCAUCCCCACAUAAAGUUACUGUUAGCAAGUAUGUAAACAUUGGCGAACCAGAAGCGAUGAAGUUGGAUAUUGCUAGAGAAGUACCGGUGUACUCACGUGUGACAAUUGACGUACGGAACAAGACUAUUGUAAGUGCUAGGGAAGCAUAUGGAACUCACGGACAUAAACUGUCGUUUGGAUAUCAUGUACGGAUGGUGAAUGAGACUCAAUUCAGUAAAGUUUUCACAAAUUCCCCAUUGAGUGAUGGAUAUAGUCAGACUAUAUUUGUCAAUUGUGACGAUUAUUUUGAUAAAUGGAGUAAAACAGUAGACCAAGUGCCUUCAUUUGAAGAAAAAAAAAGUAGAGGUAAUGAUGGAAAUGAUAAUCUAUUGAUAAUUUUAGGCAAUUGUGGCACAAUUCAACAAAACUUUGAGAACGACGAAGCUAAAGAGCUAAUGUUCGAAGGGUUGGAUAGCGUAUUGAAGUUGUUUGAUUAUAGAUUAGAUAUUCCCAAGGGCUGUAAAAUUGAAGAUGCAAUUUUAAUUGCAUUGACAAAAUUAUUACAAUAA